AUGUACUGCUGUAGUAUUAGACUUAAUAGGAUUAGGAAAAAAUCAUCUUAGGUCUCACAGCUAGGCUAACAUAGGCUACCUGCCCUAUGGCAUAUGGUGUAUGGAUUUGGCAUCUGAAGCACAGAAAGGCCAAUAUAAUAACAGUUUGAAGAGUAGAAGUAUUUGGGGGUUUUCCCCCCUAGUUAACAGGAGAGACCUCAAAUGAAACCAACCACAAAAGACCAUCUGACAUGAAUAUCCAUGUUAGCAAUUAUGUGGAGAACAACCAGCAAGAAGAUGACCAAAAUUACGACAGCGAGUCUUCUGUUUAUGAGGACUGUCUGGAAGAAUUCAACCCCUGCUGUAUAACUUCCACAAGGGGAGAUGAGGGUGUUCCGGAAUCAGAGAACAGAGUGUUACAACUCUCAGCCAUAUUGGUCAGGGCACGACAAAGCCUGUGCCCAGGUUCCGUUGUGUCAUACCAUGGAAUGGAGGAUGAGGAGGAUAAGGAUCCACGCCCAAGUGUUUCACCCUUGACAUGGCUCACAGAUGAUGGGGAAGAUGAGCUGGAAACACUGAUCAAUAAAGAACAAGACAUUUAUUAUGACUGCACAGGUCUUCCAUCCUUCACUGGUGAUGAAAAAGAAGAGGGAAAUGCAAAGUUAUCCUUGAAUGUAACUGUCAAGAUGAAGGACCAAAACCUACCAUUUAGAGAGGCUGUUUCGGUGCUUGAGCCUAUCCCCAACUACCAAAAAGACCAGACUAAACAGACCUACAGGACGGAUGAGGAACCAACUCAGUGGUGUCAUCCAUCUUUGUUUACGUCAGUACAUGAGGAUGAGAUGGAUGAGCAUCCUAAGUCUAACAUUUUGCCUCCUGCAUGUACUGCUGGUGUUACUGACACAGAAAGCAACGAGUUGGGUGCCUCAAAUUCAUUUCUCAAAUUGACCGCCGGGAAACAGGGAGGUCACUGUAAGGAACACCUCUCACCUUUGUACUUAAAUCAGCUGUAUGAUGACAGGGACAAACAUCCAAGAAGAACCAUGGUAUCAAAAUCAGAGAGCCGAGAAAAACACCAGGAUCUUGAACGUCCAAACGGACACUUUGAGCCAUCCCCUCGACAUGAAACUGAUGAACAGAGUGCAAAGCAUCCCACACCGUUCUCUACUGAACGCACCUUUAUUUUGCAAAGCAACGUAACACCUUGUCAGCUCCUGCCUGUAUUUCCGACAAAGAGUGAAGCGACAGAGUAUGAUACCAUUCAUUUUUCAACCAGCUUUUUCUCUGAAACAAGGUCAGCUGAUCUUACACUUCUCCUUGGAGAGAGAGAUCUGGAAUCCCUGCAGAGAGGAUGCAACCAAUCAAUGGGCUUCAGGGAUGACACCUCUUCCCUCAUGGAUGAAAAGAAGUAUCACAUACCAGCGAAUAAUAAUGCAUUAGUGUCUUCUGUUGAGAGGCGUGAUGUAGAGAAUAACAAAGGAAAUCAUGUCUCAUCUACAUCUUUUUUUCAUGCUGCAACUGUAAACAGUAAUUCUAAAGCCACUGAGCUUGCAAAGGAUAGCCUUGUAAAACUAACCAAUUCUUCUCCUGAAUUAUGUGGAAUGCAUGAUGACCUCCAGCCUCUUAAUAUAAGUGCCACGAUUUCUGAUUUAAAAGCUGAAUGCCUUGCAGAAGAUCAUGUCUUUUCACAUAGGCUGCACCUAAAGCCAGAUAAAGCCAAUGUGUCACUCUCUGUGGAAAAACCCAUCCUCACCACAGCAAAGCAGAUGAUAAAUUUUGACCUGCAAAAAGCAAAUGACACGACAAAACCCAUUGUGAAUGGUCAUCUUGCUCUGCAUGCAAAACCAUCUGUUUUUCCGAUGAGUCAUGGAAACCCAUGUUCCUCCAAAAGGCUAAGUUCAACCAAAGCCCCAGUGAAAGUCUCUGAUUCCUCCACAGCUCCAUUACUCAGAUUUAACAAGUGUCUACCUCCAGGGACAUCAAUGUACUCUUCAUCUGGGAUUAAAAGCUUGCCCUCAACAUCCAGCUACUGGCACAGGCCUACAGCAAAAGAUAACAACACCAUAGAUCACAGAGGAAGGGUUAACCAAAGAAAUGAACUAUUAUCUGACAUUGUCUCACACACUUACAAAGAUGACAAUCGUCAUUAUAAUGUAAAGGCAAAGCCUAAUUCUCUGCUUGGCACUGAGAAGGUAAAUAAUGAUCCCAAUUUAAAGGAUGAUGAAAAAGACGAAGACAGGAAUCCCUGCUUGCCGCCAUGUCAACAUCCGGUUUCAAGACGAGUAAGCACUGUGUGGUUCCCUACUCCAAGUUCCACACUGUCAACAAAAGCAAGUCAGCAUAAAAGUAAAAAUCUAAAUCCUUGUGGCUUCAACCCUAAGAUUCUCUACUUUGGUGAGGAAUUACAUGACAACAUAUCCAAACUUAUGCCUCCACCAAAAACAGGUGGAAAGGCACAUGAGAGAGAGAACAGACGGAGGCCGUACUCUGAGGUUGGAGCUGCCACCAGCAAGUCAAUAACAGCUGAUCUAAAACCUCCGAUUUUUUUCACCAAACAGCACCACAUGGUCAAUGGCUAUGAGGCUGACGAUGAAGGUGAAAAUACCUCAAAGAUCAAAAGCGAGAAAAUAGAUAGCACUCAGUCCAAAUCUAACAUAACCAAGGAUCUGUCCUCUGAAAUGAAGUCUGGAUCAUUUUUACAAAUACCUGUCUCAGCAAUUUAUCAGGAGAGUAUGUUAGGCUAUGGCUCUGGACCAUCAAGAUCAAGCACCUCCGGUCAUACAUUUAAAGAGAAAGAGCCUUUGCAGCCAUGAGAAACCAGCACUAAACUCUAUGAACUAAUAGUUUUGAGAGACUGAAGAAAUUGCUGCAGGAAAUAUCUUAAAUAAUGUAUGGUUCAUUCAGUAUACAUAAACCACAUAAUAUGAUUUUUUAAAUCAACCUUAUAAAGAAGCAAAAUAUAAUAAACUGCAAUAAAAUUCAA
Alosa sapidissima (American shad) is the source of this 2962-nucleotide messenger RNA. RefSeq lists its product as uncharacterized. The transcript has 3 exons. The coding region runs from base 231 to 2792 and encodes 853 amino acids. The record is from RefSeq and is a predicted model, not a curated record. Lineage: Eukaryota; Metazoa; Chordata; Actinopteri; Clupeiformes; Clupeidae.